UGGGUCGGGAUCCUCGCCCCAGGAACUGAACUCUUACGUUCCCCACUUGACAAGCUCUUCCAUUUUCACACCCUAAUGCUGCAUUGACAACGCUAACCACACUACAACACUUGCGUUCGCGCUGUGGUCAAUCAUGCCAUUCUUACAACUUUUGAAAAAGGUCGGCAACACCAUCGCGCCACCUCCGAAGAAGGGCGAUGGCGGUCGCGAUCAGUGGCCUUCUCGGGCUGCGUUCUUGCUGGCUGCUAUGGGAGGUUGUGCUGGGCAAGGAAACUUGCUCAGGUACCCUUCAGUCGUCUACAACAAUUACGGACUGCAAUGGUUCAUUCCAUACCUAUUGGCCGUCUUCCUCAUUGCUAUUCCGGCCCUCAUCCUGGAAAUCGCUAUCGGUCAGGCCUACCAAGGCGGCACGGUCCUAGCAUUCAACAACAUCCACAAGCGAUUGAGAGGAGUUGGACUUGGCCCGGUCUUCGUCAGCUUCAUUGUCGUGCAAUACUUCACCGUCAAUCUGGCAUGGAUCAUGGUUUAUUUUCGAAAUUCUUUCAUCAGUCCGCUGCCUUGGGAGAAUCGCAUCGAGGAGUUCUACAAUCGCGAUGUCGUGGCCAAUCCGGAUCCGAUAGUUGGACAAUUGAGCGCAGAUGGGACAAGCGUUCUCUCUUACACGCAAUACCCAGGUGUUGCGCUCAUUGGCGAGACAGUCGGCUGGAGUGCUUUUGUCUGGUUCCUCAUCUGGUUUUCGAUCUUUCGUGGGGUAGGAAUGACUGGCCGAGUUGUCUACUUCUCCAUGGGACUGCCGAUCAUUACCACUAUCAUCUUUGUUGGCCGUUCGGUGUCUCUACCUAACGCUGGAGAAGGCAUUCGCUUGCUGUGGGCGACUUGGAGAGGAAGCGAGCUGGCCAACGGGACCGUGUGGCAGACAGCGGUCGGGCAAGUCUUCUUCAGUACCGGCGUGGGCUUCGGCUACUUCACGAGCUACGCUUCAUACAAUCAGCGUCACUCGAACGCUGUCAUGGACGCUAUCCUUAUCUGUGGAUCCAACGUGCUGUUCGAGAACUUUGCCGCCUUCUCCGUCUUCGGCGUGGUCGGCUUCCUCGAGCGAUGGCCUCAAGACGGCGUACGCCUCGGUGCAUUCGUCGUCGGCUUCCUCACUCUUCCCGAAGCGGUCCUCCAAAUGCCAGGCGCCAACUUCUGGGCAUUCCUGCUCUUCUUCACCCUGAUCGUUCUCGGAUUCAGCUCCGCUUUCGUCAUGUUGGAUGUCGUCGCGACGAUGAUCACGGACUCAGGCCUCACGAAGCUGCGCCGUGAAUGGGUCGUCACAAUAUUGACACUCAUCUGCUUCCUCAUGUGCCUGCCAUACUGCACGGAAUUUGGCUACUACCUCCUCGACGGAAUCGAUCGUUGGAUCAAUAACGUCGUGCUCAUCUUCGUGGUCUGGUCGGAAGUUAUGAGCGCUACGACAGUCUACCGUUGGCAAGAUGUCGCCACUGAAGUCGGCAAGCCAGCGUUCUACAUUUACAACUUUGGCUACAUCGCUGGCCAAAUCAUUGGAGUCGGCGUGGCCCACGCAACGGGUGGACCUGGUGAUGGCGUUGGUGCAGGCGUCGGACUCUGGUUCGUCUGCUCCAUCAUCGCCAUGAUCGCCGGCAAGACCCCAUCGCGAUCCAAACUCAGCCAACCAUUCUGGUCCCGGAACAGCGUCACCCGUGGUCUCCGAACCGCCUUAGACCGCUUCUACUACGUAGCCUUCUACUCCGGCAAUCAACUCAAACGCGAUCUCAAUGCCAUCGUUGGCCUCGGUCGUAACUGGAACAUUCCCGUCUUCUGGCCGUUUCUACUCCGAUACAUCUCCGCCCCUGUCCUCGCGAUCGUCUUCAGUUUCUCGUAUCCUGAGUUCCAUACUUUGCGCUAUGAUCCGUUGAUGAUCUUGGGGUUCACGGUGUCGCAUAUUGGGCUGGCGAUCAUUCUGUUUGGAUUCACGGUCCCGAGGUAUUAUGCUGUCUUUGUGCCGCCCGAGAGGAGACAUGAGGGUACUGAGGGAACGGUUGUGGGAGACAUCAAGAGUAUUGAAGGGACUUUGCCAGUUGUUGAGAUUGAGACGAGGAGUGAUGAUGAGGGUGUGAAGGAGGAGGCGAAGGAGAGGAGUAGUAGCCAGGAGCAGAGGAGAAGGCUGUGA
Molecule: messenger RNA, 2173 nt
Organism: Zymoseptoria tritici IPO323
Lineage: Eukaryota; Fungi; Ascomycota; Dothideomycetes; Mycosphaerellales; Mycosphaerellaceae
Exons: 2
Coding region: 134-2173 (679 amino acids)
Biological process (GO): sodium ion transmembrane transport
Cellular component (GO): membrane
Source: RefSeq, a predicted model, not a curated record